ACCACCAUGACCAUGACUCAAAUCUCUUCAAGCCCGAGACAACCGGGCACAGUAAGCACUGCCUCGGCAGUGGAUCGUACCUGUCCAACCUGCCAGCAGCUCUUCGAGAGCGUGGAGCUUCUCCGGCAGCACCAAAUCUAUAAGUGGCACAGACUCGCCUGUCCGAGCUGUUUGAAGACCUUCGUUACUGCGGAUGCAGUAUCUCAGCACCAACGAGCCGCGCAUGGCUCGACGUCAACAGCAAGGGGGUCGUCUUCAUUCCCUUCUCAACCAUAUGGAGGAACGGUAGCGAAGCGUCUCACUUCGGCUUCCAGUGCACAGCCUUCUGAGCCGAGCUGUGCGGAUGCAAAGAACCAGCAGCAUCUUCGACUCGCCUACCUCACGAGCCUAGGUGAGGGAGCGCUUCUCCCUAUAGAGAAGCCAGUGCAGUCUCCCAGCGUAGCUGUGGAGCCAGUCACUCUACGUAAGAGUGACAGUAUCACUACGACCACCACCAUCACCACGACAUCACCAUCCUCAUCAUCAAGAACAACAACCACCGCCACCACCACCAUCACAUUACCAGUCCUCACAAAGCAGGACCUCCUCUUGGCGCGCCUCCUUCCGCGCUGCCAUUCAACCACCUGCCUCAGCACACAGGGCUACAACUUCUUGACAGUCGAGCCACCAUGGGCGCAGCCCUGGAACGGAGCGGUCCCCAGGUCACUCUUCCAACACAUACCUACCCAUAGCACCUCCACGCCACCACGAGCAAGAAAGGCCGUGGUCAUCGACUGCGAAAUGGUGAUGACAGAGGAUCCCUAUGGACGGGACCGGAGCUACAACGGGCUGGCGUACCUCGCGGCGGUAGACUUCCUGACAGGGGAGGUGCUCAUCGACCGUUACGUGCGGCCAUCGGGGCGGGUGACACGCUGGAUGACCCGGAUCACGGGCAUCACGCCAGAGAGCAUGAACGCGGCCAUCCUGCACGGGCAGGCGUUUGAAUCGUGGCAGGCGGCCCGUCAGGGGCUGUGGGAGCAUAUCGACCGCGACACGGUCCUCAUCGGACAUGCGCUGCACAAUGAUCUCAACGCGUUGGGGAUCAUUCACCCGCGGGUGGUCGACACGGCGAUCGUGACGGCAGAGGCUGUGUUCUCGACACGGUGGGGCGAGGCAAGGCGGUUCCCCCGACUGUGGGGGCUGAAGACCCUGGCGAUGGCCAUGCUGGGACGGCAGAUUCAGGCCAGUAGUCAGGGGCAUAGUGCCGUCGAGGAUGCGUUGGCGACCAGGGAUGUUCUGCUCUGGGGGCAGGAGAACACCGUUCUCUUGGGGGAGUGGGCGCGUCGGGAGAGGAGACUGCGCGACGAUGUCUUGGGCGUGGGGCUGUCGGACAGUGACAGCGAAUCGGAUAGUGCAUUUUGGUCCGACUUUGAUGGGGACUCGCUCUCGUCUCGUUCGGAUUAUAUUUCCAUUUCCGAUCCCUGUGGGAUCUAG
Aspergillus aculeatus ATCC 16872 is the source of this 1473-nucleotide messenger RNA. RefSeq lists its product as uncharacterized. The record is from RefSeq and is a predicted model, not a curated record. Gene Ontology annotation, biological process: rRNA processing; ribosomal large subunit assembly. Gene Ontology annotation, cellular component: nucleus. NCBI's taxonomy places the organism in Eukaryota, Fungi, Ascomycota, Eurotiomycetes, Eurotiales, Aspergillaceae. The transcript has a single exon. Gene Ontology annotation, molecular function: nucleic acid binding; exonuclease activity. The coding region runs from base 7 to 1473 and encodes 488 amino acids.